AUGGACAAGUACAAUGUCUUUGAGGAUUUCAAAAACGAUCCCAUGUCUAGUGACGGCUUUGAUCAGUUUCUCAUACAGGACUCCAAUGAAAUCGAUUUCCUCCUCAGUGAAACACUAUCGGGGUUGCAAGACCUAGAUGUGCCCAGUGGGUUUGCAGCUGCAAGUAAUAGCUCCUCGAAUCCUGCAAAUGGACGAAGUUUCCAUUCUAGCGGCAAGUCCAAAUCGCAUAAUAGAGGUAUGAGUGGAACUGCCAUUUUCGGGUUUGCUGACCACACGAGAGAGUUUUCCAUCAAUGGAAUCACCGAUUUCAACAAAGCGCCAACGUCACUCCAGAAAUCAUUUGAUUUGAGAAGCAUAUCGCCUGGAGAGUUGCUACGCAGUCAGCAGCAGAAACUAUUAGCUUCACAACCACCAAGAUCAUCACCACCAGCAGCAUCAGCAACAGCACCACCAUUACAACAAGAACAGGCAGAACAGCAGCGCCAGCAGAUGCCAAGCCAGGAGAUUCUCAAUUUCAAUUUCGAGGAGAAACCAACGCUCAUGACCAAGGAAGAAGAUGACUACGAGGAGCAGCAGCAGCAGCAAACAUCAAGGAGGAUGGCGCAACUGUCGCCAAUAAAGCAGGCUACAACUCCCGAGACCCAAAUGCAGCCAAGUUUCACCACGCAGCCACGAACUUCAAAGCAAAACGAGUACAUUGUCACUAACCAGAACCCCAAAUCGUAUAAAUUCCCUCCGUCGCCUACCCCUCCUCCACUGGAAGCACAGGGCAGGAGAAUCGCCAACUCGUACUCGGCGCAAUACUUGCAGUCGCUUCAACUGCAGCUCAAUCACGCUUCGAAGCUACCCUUUCAAUACGUGGAUGACUUUGAACCACUCCUAGAAGAAACCACCAAUGACAAUGAGAUUACAUAUAUCCCCUUGCCCAUCCAAGAGCCGGCUUAUGAAAAGAGCAUUAAUAAUCAAGCAAACAUGCCCGCGACGGCUUCUUCACUACUGAGUCAAUUGCAAAUGGCAGCAGAACUUCCAAGUCGAGACAUGGCACAACAUCAACCACAACCACAACGGCAGUUACAACGGCAGUCACAACGGCAGUCACAACCACAAUCACAACCGCAAUCACAACCCCAGCAGGCUCAGGUACAAAUGCACAUGCUCAUGCAAAAUGGUUUGAGCAAGAAUUUAAACUUCAACACUUUCCUACCACCUCCCACACCACCGACAUUAUCCUACGACUCCCCCGAUUGGCAGUCAUCACCCGAGCCACUUUCACCAUCGCCUGGUCGAGCUGUAUUGAGUCAUCAGCAUCAGCAUCCACACCAAGUCUCACCUUUGCAUCCAACUUUGCAAAAUGCCAAUGUCAAUUUCUGCUCACCAGAAUAUUUCAACUUCCACUCUCAAUCAUCACCGCAACAACAGCAACAACAACAUAAUAGUGCCGCAUCACCGCAUUUCAACUUUGUUGCUCAAUCACUGCCUACGCUUCAACAAGCUAAUGCAAUCCAACAGCAGCAGCAACAAUACAUUCAACAAGCACUUUAUCAAAAUGCUGCGGCACCGUCAGCAACAUCGGCAACAUCACAACAACCCCCAUCACAUCGAACUUCACAACCACAACAACAAGCACAAGCACAAUCACUUGCAUCGCAGCCAGCACCGCCACUACCUAUUCUCAAACCAAACUAUUGUCCACCAUCAUCACCAUUCGCAUCUAGUCUCAAUUCGUCAUCAACGAAAUACUGCCAGUCGCCCACUAAAGAAAAGGACCCUUCCUCCCUCUCCUCAUCCGCAUCACCAACAAUCAAAAAGUUCGAUAAGCUCCGCAACGACCCCACUUUCCAAACCCCAACGAAGCCACGCCAACAACACCAACAACAGAUCCUAGAAUGGAGUCCCGUGAUAUCGCCCAACUCGAAACAGACACUAGCAAAGCAAAUCAAAGACACCUCGCCGCGCCGUCGCGUCAAAAAGACAUCGCUCUUACCACCCGGUGAACUAGAUAACUAUUGGAUCGGCCCCGAUGAAAACAAGAUAUAUACAUGCACCUACCGCAACUGCGGCAAGUUGUUCACGAGACGAUACAAUGUGCGCUCGCAUAUCCAGACUCAUUUAAGCGACCGGCCUUUUGGAUGCGAGUUCUGCGCUAAGCGGUUUGUGCGCCAGCAUGACUUGAAUCGACAUUUGAAGGGGCACAGCGAGGCCAAGUUGAGCAAGUGUCCCUGCGGCAAGGAGUUUGCCAGGUUGGAUGCGCUCAAGAAGCAUCAGGAGAGAAAUAUCUGCGUUGGCGGCAUCAAGGGGUUGGUGAGCAAGCCGCUUAAGAAGAAGAACUUGGCGGAUUUUCCUGUGAUUAGCGAGACUUUGGAGAGUGUUAUCCAAGAGAAGUUGAAUGAGGAUUUGAUUGAGCAAAGUCCGUGA
This is a messenger RNA of Lodderomyces beijingensis, 2415 nucleotides long. Lineage: Eukaryota; Fungi; Ascomycota; Pichiomycetes; Serinales; Debaryomycetaceae. The record is from the annotation of a GenBank genome assembly.